AUGGCAGAGUAUGAGAAAGUACAGAGAAGUGCCCUGAAGCUUAAAGGGGUGUUGGAACUGGGUGUAACGAAGCAGAAAAAGAGGAAGGACAAAAGCAAGGUCCUGGACCAGAUUGUGACAAGUAAGAAGAAUGAGGAGGAGAAGAAGCAGAGGGGGCUGGACAAGCGGACUCCAGUGCAGAUCACCUAGUAGAAGAUGCAAAUGGAAAUAAUCUUAAAGAAAGCAUUCAAAACUCACAAGCUGAGGGUGGAGGGCUUCAACAGACAUUUAGAUACUCUCACUGAAAAUUAUGAUAUCCCCAUAGUCAGCUGGACAAAAUAG
Dromiciops gliroides (monito del monte) is the source of this 321-nucleotide messenger RNA. Its product is annotated as protein FAM32A-like. Gene Ontology annotation, cellular component: nucleolus. The transcript has a single exon. Lineage: Eukaryota; Metazoa; Chordata; Mammalia; Microbiotheria; Microbiotheriidae. The record is from RefSeq and is a predicted model, not a curated record.